Messenger RNA from Rotaria sordida, 2115 nucleotides. The record is from the annotation of a GenBank genome assembly. Lineage: Eukaryota; Metazoa; Rotifera; Eurotatoria; Philodinida; Philodinidae.
AUGUCCGUCGCAAACGAUAAAGUUAAAGAGCAAUUAAAAAAAUGUGAAGGCAUACAUAAAUCUAUAGAUCAACAAACAAAUACUCUUGCCGCAUUAGUAUUGACUACAUCAAAGGAGCAGAGUACAGCUCCAAAGUCAGUUCAGUCAUCAAGAAUAGCAUUACAACAAGUCGAGGAGGAUGACUCGGAUGAUGUCGUCUACACCAAUCAUUUUCCAUGUUCAUUCGCUCGUGAUCUUACCUUUUAUCAAUACGAUGUCAUCGUUGAAGAAUAUCAUAAAAAACAAAAUAAAUACAUUAACAUUUCCAGUCGUGAAAAACGUCGUCAGUUUGUUUCUGAUAUCCUUCUCGCUAAAACAAUUCACCCAACAGCUGUCUGUUGGUACGAUGAAGGAAGUUGCAUGUACAGUACAACAAAUUUCAAGGACAAAUUGCCAAUUAUAUAUGAGAAAGAAGAACAAGGAUAUCAACGUCGUUUAACAAUUAAAAGUCUAUCAGCCACAAGUGGCACAAACGAUUUAGAUCAAUCUUCGAUUCGGAUUAUUGAAACAUUGAUCAAACAAGUACUCAAAGAACAAUUCAAAGCAAUUGGUUCAGUCUUCUAUAGAUGGGACGAAGAACCAGAUCAAGAUGGACUCUAUGAUCUCCUUACAGGCUUCAAACAGGCUAUGUGUCUCACAGAAUCAGGUCCCACCUUGAAUGUGGAUAUCACAAUUACUAGAUUCUACCCUCACCUUGAUCUUUUAACAUUUAUUUGGGAAAGAUUGCUGCAAAAUAAAUCUCCUUUUCAUGGAUGGCUGUCAGAUCGACAAUACGAUCAAAUCGGUAAUCGUUUGAAAGAUGUUGAAGUUACAACAAUUCAGUCAGAUCAUCAAAAUAAAUAUGUUCUCACAGGAUAUUUUUCGGAUAAUCUUCCUGAAAACACUUUCAUUGAACGACAAGGCAAUCUUCUAGAUUACUAUAAGCAUCUUGGAUUUGAACUUCGUUAUCCAAAGUUGUACUGCUUGAAAGCUUAUCGAUUAGGCAAUCCGCAAAAUAUAGUUGAUCUGCCAAUAGAACUUUGCUGUCUUGAAGAGUGGCAACAGGUGAAGGAAGAUGAAAACACGAAACCUAUUCCAGCACCAUCAGUCAGUAAACGAUAUCAUUCAAUAUUGGCAGCUAUCAGAUACUGCAAUUUUCAUGAUGAUGAUUUGUGUAAAGAAAUUCAAUUAGAAAUUUAUUGUGAGAAGAUGAUGGCAAUUCCUUAUGAAACUCUAAGGAAACCUCAAAUUAUUCUCAGUAGACAAAGUGGUUUCACAAAUCCAGUCUCAAUUGAUAACAUGGGAUUCAUAUAUCUGACGGACUGUCAACAACAGAAUGUAAGACAAGUUCAAGAAAAAUUGUUGAACAACUUUUACGAUGCUGCAAAACGACAAAGAAUGAAAUUGCCUGAAUAUCCGGAUGAAUAUGAAAUUUUUGCUGAUAGAAAUCUAGAAAACAGACUUCGAAAUCGUUUAUCUGAGCUCAAAAACAAGCAGUGUCAAUUCAUUCUGUGUCUUGAAAACUGUCGAAAUCUAAAAAUACACGAACUGUUCAAGCAAAUUGCAUACAACGAAUUUGGUCUUGCUACUCAAUGUGCUAACUUUACAAAAGUUCAGCGAAUAUCAAAUUUAAGAAGUUAUUGUGAUAAACUUUUAAAAUCAGUGAAUACUAAACUAAGUGGUGAAAAUAAACAAAUAGCUCAGUUACAAACAUUUAUCAAAACAAUGUUUAUAGGGGCUGACGUCCAACACCCGAAGAAUAAUUAUUCAGGUGAAUUACCAUCGAUUGCAGCUGUUGUUGCAAGUAUGAAUUCUGAGUGUACAUUAACAAAUCAACGUGUCUCUCGUCAAUGGCCAAUCAAUGAAAUUCAAUAUUCAUUGAGUGAAUUGGAGGAACUCACUUAUUCUCUUUGUCAUACUGAUCAGCGUAUUGAUAGUCGAUUGAGUGAAUCGAUUCCGAGUGUUUUACAUUUGGCAGAUGCCGCAGCAAGCAAGGCAAGACAACUGUUUGACAGUAGUACAAGACCACCAAAUGCAAUUCAAGCAGAGAUACUGAGAGUUCAUGAAGAUAUGCAAGAUACACCACACAUGUUUUAA